AAACUGCUUUGCGGAAUUUUAAAAGAAACCGUGGUGAGACUAUCUUUUUUCAUCCAACAAAAUGGCCAGUGUUUGCUGUAUUCAACGUCCCCAAUCACUGAUUUUAACAUUAAUAAUAACGAUCAUGGUUGGAGUAGAAUUAUUGCACUGCGCAAGAGCAAUAACAUUGGUCAUUAGAUACACAAGGCCUUCUAUGUCAUGUCAUAUGAACACUACUGCCACUGCUCGUGAAACACAAGAUAAGGUAACAGACACUGCACACCUACUUACGGCAGCUAUGUACGGGUUAUGUUCUCUUCUAAGGAUCUUGGAGUACAUGCCCAUCUUUAUUCAACUGUUCCUGUGGUAUAAAGAUAAGAAUUCUUCAGUUUCAGUGCCAGAUGUGUUGGACACUGAGGAUUUUUCGAAGCCUCCCCGUGUCUUGAUCUUUAUAAUUCUUGUUUUCGCUGCCUGUCUAGGCUUGACUAUCCCAGUUGUUGGAACAGCAGUCGAAUUUCAUAAUGGGAAAAGGGAAGGGUGUGGUGUUACCACCUCGUUUUCUUUUUAUAUCUACUGCUUCUUCAACAUCUUUCGCUAUGCAUGGGCUUAUAACAUUAGAGCUGCGAUGGUAAUUUCCACAUUGACCAUUAAA
Geodia barretti is the source of this 631-nucleotide messenger RNA. Lineage: Eukaryota; Metazoa; Porifera; Demospongiae; Tetractinellida; Geodiidae. The record is from the annotation of a GenBank genome assembly.